This is a messenger RNA of Hippopotamus amphibius kiboko, 1821 nucleotides long. RefSeq names its product achaete-scute family bHLH transcription factor 1 (gene ASCL1). The transcript has 2 exons. Gene Ontology annotation, cellular component: RNA polymerase II transcription regulator complex. NCBI's taxonomy places the organism in Eukaryota, Metazoa, Chordata, Mammalia, Artiodactyla, Hippopotamidae. The record is from RefSeq and is a predicted model, not a curated record. The coding region runs from base 1 to 693 and encodes 230 amino acids. Gene Ontology annotation, molecular function: protein dimerization activity; RNA polymerase II transcription regulatory region sequence-specific DNA binding; DNA-binding transcription factor activity, RNA polymerase II-specific. Gene Ontology annotation, biological process: positive regulation of transcription by RNA polymerase II; regulation of neurogenesis; sensory organ development.
AUGGAGAGCUCUGCCAAGAUGGAGAGCGGCGGCGCCGGCCAGCAGCCCCAGCCGCAGCCCCAGCCGCAGCCCUUCUUGCCGCCCGCAGCCUGCUUCUUUGCCACGGCGGCGGCGGCGGCGGCGGCGGCAGCGGCGGCGCAGAGCGCGCAGCAGCCGCCGCAGCCGCAGGCGCCGCAGCUGAGCCCCGCGGCCGACGGCCAGCCCUCAGGGGGCGGUCACAAGUCGGCGCCCAAGCAAGUCAAGCGACAGCGCUCGUCCUCGCCCGAACUGAUGCGCUGCAAACGCCGGCUCAACUUCAGCGGCUUCGGCUACAGCCUGCCGCAGCAGCAGCCGGCCGCCGUGGCGCGCCGCAACGAGCGCGAGCGCAACCGCGUCAAGCUGGUCAACCUGGGCUUCGCCACCCUGCGCGAGCACGUCCCCAACGGCGCGGCCAACAAGAAGAUGAGCAAGGUGGAGACGCUGCGCUCCGCCGUCGAGUACAUCCGCGCGCUGCAGCAGCUGCUGGACGAGCACGACGCGGUGAGCGCCGCCUUCCAGGCCGGCGUGCUGUCGCCCACCAUCUCCCCCAACUACUCCAACGACAUGAACUCUAUGGCCGGCUCGCCGGUCUCAUCCUACUCGUCGGACGAGGGCUCUUACGACCCUCUCAGCCCCGAGGAGCAAGAACUGCUCGACUUCACCAACUGGUUCUGAGGCGCUCGGCCUGCUCAGGCCCUGGCGCGAGUGGACUUCGGAAGCGGGGCCACCGCACAACCUGCAUCUUUAGUGCUUUCUCGUCAGCGAUGUUGGAAGGGAGAAAAAAAGAAGAAAGAAGAAGAAGAGAAUAAGAGGAAAACAAACAAAUCCAGGCAACCAAUCCCUACGCCAGCUAAGCACGGCAUGCCUGAGAAGCAAGGGUCUGGCAAAACAGGGAUGCGCUCAGAACAGUAUCUUUGCACUCCAAUCAUUCACUGAGAUAGAAUGACUAGGACCCAAGUCAAUGUACAAAAUGCAGCUUGUGUGCAAAAACAGUGGGCUUCUGGCGGAAGGGAGCAGCACACGCCCUGUAGAAACUCCCACCCACUACUAACAGGCAGAGCUGACCUCUCCGCCCUCUCUGAAAGCGCAGUUCUUAGCCCUCUAGAAAUGGGUUGGUGUCUUUCAUCUCUGUAUCCUCCAUCCCAAUAAGCUGUGGACAUUUGUCUGCAAUGAAAGUAUGCUAUUUGAAACCCCAAAUCUCUGCCAGGGAGGGGGGGGGUCCCCUCCCCAGGCUCCACUCCCUCACAUCAUCUUUUCUACCGUUUUCAUUAUAGAAUGCUUCCAAUCUUUUGUGAAUUUUUUUUAUUAUAAGAAAGAUCUAUUUGUAUCUAUCCUAACCAGUUUGGGGAUAUAUUAAGAUAUUUUUGUACAUAAGAGAGAAAGAGAGAAAAAAUUUAUAGAGUUUUGUACAAAUGGUUUAAAAUGUGUAUAUCUUGAUACUUUAACAUGUAAUGCCAUUACCUCUGCAUAUUUUAGAUGUGUAGUUCACCUUACAACUGCCAUUUUCCCUAUGUGGUUUUGUAAAGAACUGUCCUCAUAGGUGAGAUCAAAAGGCCACCAGAUGUACUUCAGCACCAAUGUGUCUUACUUUAUAGAAACUUUGUUAAUGUAUUAAUGAUGUUAUUAAAUACUGUUCGAGAAGAACAAAGUUUAUGCAGCUACUGUCCAAACGCAAAGUGGCAGCCAGUUGGUUUUGAUGGGUUGCCUUUUGGGAAAUUUCUAUCACUGCCUUUUUUUUCUUACUGUUUUAUUACAAACUUACGAAUAAAAAAACCCAUGUAUAACCGUUUUAUACAAACUAGU